This is a messenger RNA of Heterotrigona itama, 4524 nucleotides long. The record is from the annotation of a GenBank genome assembly. Lineage: Eukaryota; Metazoa; Arthropoda; Insecta; Hymenoptera; Apidae.
AUAAAUCGUCUGAAGUGGAACAAAAGUGCUUGAUACUAUGGUUGUUGAUUUAUGAGGAGCGGAAUUAUCUAUCAGCAUCGUACCUAAGGUUGAAAAAUAUUUCCAGUUACAAGAAUGGAUAUAGAUUUUUUGUUUUAAUGAGAAACAACACAUUUUUCUACUACUAAUGGUUGAUUGAAAAAUAUAAGAAAAAGAGAAGGACCUGCAAAAAUGUAUCUGUACAAUUUGACUCUUCAACGUGCCACGGGUAUCACUCAUGCAGUGCAUGGCAAUUUCUCGGGUAGUAAAAUGCAAGAGAUUUUGGUUUCACGUGGCAAGUCGUUGGAGUUGUUAAGACCUGAUCCAAACACAGGGAAGGUUCAUACUCUGUUAACUGUAGAAGUGUUUGGAAUUGUAAGAUCUUUAAUGUCUUUCCGGUUGACUGGCGGUACAAAAGACUAUAUCGUUGCUGGAUCUGACUCUGGACGCAUUGUAAUUCUGGAAUAUAUUUCUGCCAAAAAUGUGUUCGAGAAGGUACAUCAAGAGACGUUUGGCAAGAGUGGAUGUAGACGCAUCGUACCUGGACAAUAUUUAGCCAUAGAUCCAAAAGGAAGAGCUGUAAUGAUAGGUGCAAUUGAGAAGCAGAAGCUUGUUUACAUUUUAAAUAGAGAUCCAGAAGCUCGUCUCACAAUUUCAUCACCUUUGGAAGCACACAAGAGCAAUACGUUGGUUUAUCAUACUGUGGGGGUAGACGUGGGUUUUGAAAAUCCUAUGUUUGCCUGUUUAGAAAUUGAUUAUGAAGAAGCUGACAGCGACCCUACAGGAGAUGCAGCAAUAAAGACACAACAAACGUUAACUUUGUACGAACUUGAUUUGGGUUUGAAUCAUGUUGUACGCAAGUAUAGCGAACCUCUAGAAGAGCACGCAAAUUUUCUUGUUUCCGUUCCGGGCGGGAACGAUGGACCAAGUGGGGUUCUUAUUUGCUCCGAGAACUAUUUGACAUACAAAAAUUUAGGAGACCAGCAUGACAUUCGUUGCCCUAUUCCGCGAAGACGUAAUGACUUGGACGAUCCCGAGAGAGGCAUGAUAUUCGUGUGUUCUGCUACUCAUAAGACUAAGAGCAUGUUCUUUUUCUUGGCUCAGACGGAACAAGGAGAUAUUUUUAAGAUUACACUCGAGACAGACGAAGACAUGGUGACUGAAAUUAAAUUGAAAUACUUCGAUACUGUACCUGUUGCGGCAAGCAUGUGCGUUUUGAAAACUGGUUUCUUAUUUGUAGCUUCCGAAUUUGGCAACCAUUACCUUUACCAAAUUGCACAUUUAGGAGAUGAUGACGACGAACCGGAAUUUAGCUCUGCCAUGCCAUUGGAAGAGGGUGACACGUUCUUUUUUGCACCGAGGCCGCUUAGGAAUUUAGUAUUGGUCGAUGAAAUGGACAGUUUAUCGCCGAUAAUGGCGUGUCAGGUAGCUGAUUUAGCAAAUGAGGAUACUCCAGAAUUAUAUAUAACAUGUGGUAGAGGGCCUCGGUCUACAUUGCGAGUAUUACGGCAUGGUUUGGAAGUAUCUGAAAUGGCCGUCAGCGAACUGCCUGGUAAUCCAAACGCUGUGUGGACUGUUAAAAGAAGAGUCGAUGGUUAGUUUAUAACAUAGUUUGGCAGUAGUUGUUUGCAUGUCCUUUUCUCUUUUUCUUCUUUUCCCUCCUUCAUUAUACGCUUAAGUGGUAGGACAGAUAAGUAUUACCAGCUUCGUUUUAUCUUCUACAUCAACAAAGCACACUUCUUUUUUUUUAAUCGUGAUUACAAUAUCUACACAUUAUUUAAUUUACCAUCUAAUACAGUAUAUAAAACAGUUCCUUGUAAUCGCUGUUAUUUAAAUUCAGUUACAUUAAGCUGGAAUAUUAUUUAAGUAAGAGAGGAAUAUCUUUGCAUAAAAAAAAAUUAAUUUUUUAGACGUUUCUAGUAAUUACAAAAAUGAAUGAGGUUAAAAAAUUGUGGAGGUAUUUAGAAUAAGAGUUUGUUUCGUAAUUGUCUUCAUUCAAGAAUUCUAAAAGACAAUAAGAAAUCGAUAAUUAUUAAAUUAACUCUCCCAAAGAGGAGGGAUUGUUUUGUCACAUACUCUGUCUGAUUAUUCUUUUAACUCUACAAUUUUUCAAUGCAAAAACAAAAUGCAAAAGAGAAUAAGAAAGUUGAUUUUGUAAAUGAUACUAAUGAAUCUGGUGGCUUGAUACACUCUUAUCAAACACCAGUUCUCUCUUUCAGGCUACUGGCAUGCUAUUGGUUGAACUACAGAACACAGAAAGUGACAGAAAGAGUGAGCUUUGUAAUUUUGCUUACAGAGGAGUAUGAUGCUUACAUCAUAGUGUCCUUCGUCAAUGCUACUCUUGUACUUAGUAUCGGAGAAACAGUAGAGGAAGUGACUGAUUCUGGAUUUCUUGGUACUACACCAACACUGAGUUGCUCCGCAUUGGGAGAAGAUGCCCUAGUCCAAGUAUAUCCUGAUGGGAUACGUCACAUUCGAGCAGACAAACGUGUGAACGAAUGGAAAGCUCCUGGUAAAAAGACCAUAGUGAAGUGCGCAGUGAAUCAACGACAGGUUGUGAUUGCACUCACUGGAGGAGAGUUGGUAUACUUCGAGAUGGAUACCACGGGCCAGUUGAACGAAUAUACUGAACGAAAGAAAAUGCCGUCGGAAGUGAUGUGCAUGGCUCUCGGCAACGUAGCAAUUGGCGAACAGAGAUCAUGGUUUUUGGCCGUCGGUCUUCAAGACAAUACAGUAAGGAUUAUUUCCCUGGAUCCUUCGGAUUGUUUGGCACCCAGGAGUAUGCAAGCUCUACCGGCAGCCGCAGAAAGUUUAUGCAUCGUCGAAAUGGGUGCCAAAGAUGCGAACAAUUCCGAGGAGCUGUCGCCUCAACAAUCCAGUCUUUACUUAAACAUAGGUUUGCAAAAUGGUGUUUUGCUAAGAACAGUGUUGGAUCCCAUUUCCGGUGAUCUCGCGGAUACACGGACGCGAUACCUUGGCUCCCGAGCCGUUAAAUUGUUCAGGAUAAAAAUGCAGGGUAAUCAGGCGGUGCUGGCAAUGAGCAGCAGAUCUUGGCUGAGUUACUACUAUCAAAAUCGUUUUCACUUAACGCCACUGUCCUACGAGAGUCUGGAAUUCGCCUCGGGCUUCAGUUCCGAACAGUGUCCGGAGGGAAUCGUGGCCAUCUCGACGAACACGCUUCGGAUUCUCGCUCUUGAGAAACUCGGCGCGGUGUUCAAUCAGAUUAGCUUCCCUCUGGAGUACACGCCGAGGAAAUUCGCGAUUCACUCGGACUCCGCCCACCUGAUAAUCAUCGAAACGGAGCACAACGCUUACACGGAGGAGACGAAGCAGCAGAGAAGGUUACAAAUGGCGGAGGAGAUGCAAGAAGCUGCAGGAGCCGAAGAGGCUGUGGUAGCGAGAGAACUGGCGGAGGCUUUCUUGUCUGAAGAGCCGAAUGAAGCUGUGUUUGGUGCGCCAAGAGCCGGACCAGGUUUAUGGGCGUCUUUAAUAAGGAUAAUAGCUCCUACAACAGGGCAAACUUUGAGCCUCGUGAAGUUUGCUAACCAGGGAGACCAGUUGUUUCUCAUUGUUGGUAUAGCGAAGGAAUUCCAGCUAAAUCCAAGAGUUAGCAGCGGAGGUUUCCUAUACACAUACAAAGUAAACGGUGACUGUACCAAUCUCGAAUUGGUCCAUAAAACCACUUUGGAUGAGGUACCUCUGGCCAUAUGUCCUUACCAAGGAAGGGUGUUGGUCGGUGUCGGUAGAAUGUUACGUCUGUACGACAUGGGGAAAAAGAAAUUGUUGAGAAAAUGCGAGAACAAACAUAUCCCCAACGCUGUUGUCUCUAUCAACGCGAUCGGGCAACGAAUUUACGUGAGCGACGUUCAAGAAUCCGUGUACGCUGUCAGGUAUAAACGUCAAGAGAAUCAGCUCAUCGUAUUCGCCGACGAUACGCACCCAAGGUGGAUAACGACAACGUGCGUGCUAGAUUAUGACACCGUUGCUACCGCUGACAAAUUUGGGAACAUUGCUGUUAUACGUUUAGCAAGUGGAAUUAACGACGAUGUGGACGAAGAUCCAACUGGGAACAAAGCUUUAUGGGACAGGGGUUUGUUGAACGGGGCCAGCCAAAAGGCGGACACAGUUGCUUGCUUUCACGUUGGCGAAACUGUUAUGUCCUUGCAAAAGGCGACUCUUAUUCCUGGCGGUUCCGAGAGUUUGGUGUACACGACACUAAGCGGGACUGUUGGCGUUCUCGUCCCGUUCACGAGUCACGAGGAUCACGAUUUUUUCCAACAUUUAGAGAUGCACAUGCGCUCGGAGCAUCCGCCACUCUGCGGGAGAGAUCAUUUGUCGUUCAGAUCGUACUACUAUCCGGUAAAGAACGUUAUAGACGGGGAUCUUUGCGAGCAAUUCAAUUCCAUCGAACCAGCGAAACAGAAAAGUAUAUCUGGUGAUCUCGAACGAACAUCUUCCGAAGUGUCAAAGAAACUCGAGGAUAUUCGUACGCGAUAUGCUUUUUAA